Parascedosporium putredinis is the source of this 1455-nucleotide messenger RNA. The record is from the annotation of a GenBank genome assembly. NCBI's taxonomy places the organism in Eukaryota, Fungi, Ascomycota, Sordariomycetes, Microascales, Microascaceae.
AUGGGCCUCAUCGAGGACCUCGUCGGCGACCUCUCCGCCAAGUCGGUGGGCGUCUUCGUCGCGGCCUCGUGCACCAUCUACGUCGUCCUCUACUGGCUCCCCUUCGGCAUCGACUUCCUCUACCGCGGCAUCCGCGACAACCGGCGCGACCUCAACAUGGAGAACUGGCAGAGCCAGUUCGCCCGCAUCGGCGCCUACACCGCCGAGGCCAACGUCGCCGGCCACCCCGUCAUCUUGACCGCCGAGCCUGACAACGUCAAGGCCAUCCUGUCCACCCAGUUCGCCGACUACGGCAAGGGCGAGGACUUCCACGCCGACUUUCGCGAUUUCCUCGGCGACAGCAUCUUCGCCACCGACGGCGACCUCUGGCACUCGAGCCGCCAGCUCGUCCGCCCCCAGUUCAUCAAGGACCGCGUCAGCGACCUGCACUGCUUCGAGCAUCAUACGCAGUCCCUGUUCAGGGCCAUCGCCAACGGCGGGCCCCUCAACGGCGGGGGUCAGUACGUGGAUCUCGAGGCUGGCGAUGGCCGAAAGGUCGAUGUUAGUGACUUGUUUUACCGCCUGGCCCUCGACGUCUCGACCGACUUCUUGUUUGGCUACUCUGUCGACACUCUCUUGCGCCACAUGGCUCAUCCCCGCCGCACCUUCUGGCCCGGCCUCCGCACCAUCGACUCCUUCGUCAACCAGUACAUCGACCGCGCCCUCGCCCUCGCCCCCGAGGAGCUCGCCUCCAAGACCAAGUCCGACAAGGGCUACACCUUCCUGCACGCCGCCGCCGGCUUCACCCGCGACCGCAAAGUCCUGCGCGACCAAAUCGUCGCCCUCCUCCUCGCCGGCCGCGACACCACCGCCUCCACCUUGUCUUUCGCCCUCUACGAGCUCUCUCGCCGGCCCGACGUCGUCGCCAAGCUCCGCCGCGAGAUCCUCGCCACCGUCGGGUCCCGCCGCUGCCCCACCUACCGCGACCUCAAAAACAUGCCCUACCUCAAGGCCGUCGUCAACGAGACCCUCCGCCUCUAUCCCGUCGUUCCCUUCAACGUCCGCGUCGCCCUCCGCGACACCACCCUGCCCCGCGGCGGCGGCCCGGACGGCAAGAGCCCCGUCGCCGUCCUGAAAAACACCUCGGUCGCUUACUCUACCCUCGUCAUGCAGCGCCGCCCCGACAUCUACCCCCGUCUCCGACUCCUUUGCCGACCCCGCCCUCUACAGCCCCGAGCGCUGGGAGCACUGGCACCCCCGCGGCCACGACAGUUCGCCCUCACCGAGAUGGCCUACGUCAUCUGCCGCAUGUUUCAAAAGUUUGAGCGCGUCGAGGGCUUCACCCGCCCCGGCCCCACCGGCGAAGUCCGCCUCAAGACUGACCUUACCCUCAAGCCCGGUGACCCCAUCGUCGUCGCUUUCUGGGAGGCCAAAUCGUCUGGGGAGGAGGCGGACGGGUCGCUCAACGAAAAGUAG